AUGGAUGAUGGGGAUGCCGUCCUUGUCUGGAAAUGCGGUCCGUCUCAAACAUCUGACGGGUGUCUCAAUAAAACUCAAGAAGAUUCUGACUCGGAUAUACCGUUAAUCGGAGUUUUAAUAGAUGCGUGUUCAUCUUUGACAACAGAACUUGCCGCUGCACGGGCAGAAUGUGACCACAUGAGGGCCAGUGUCCCAAAGGUUGGAAGAUUCAUCACAAUAUAUAUCAUUUCAACACUCGAGGAUAGCAUGAGUCUUAAGGAUUGCGGGCAUACCUUUUGUGUUGCAUGUCUAGCAAAGGCUCUGCGCAUGAACUUCUGUGAUCAUGUGGAACAUCGUCUCGACUCAAAUCGCCCAACUGUCACUGACAAUGCUGUCACUGAGCAUGAGAUUAUGUGCAUUGGAAGAUCCAUUCGGGAUAUGAUGUUUCAUCAGCUUCCUCUGCCAGAGUAUAGAUGCCCCAAGUGCCGCAGCAACAUUUCCUCCAAACCCAUCCCCGCCUUUGUCGUCCAGCAGCUUUUGGAUGAUAUUAGCAAGUUAUCUCAGGAUUUGAUGCCAAGGGUGGCGUGUCGUACCCCACAGGGCAUUGAUCAACUUGCAGGCAACAUUGAUGCUGUGUGGGAUGCAUUCUUUUCGGCAGGACAAGUUCGUUAA
Molecule: messenger RNA, 651 nt
Organism: Suillus clintonianus
Lineage: Eukaryota; Fungi; Basidiomycota; Agaricomycetes; Boletales; Suillaceae
Exons: 4
Coding region: 1-651 (216 amino acids)
Source: RefSeq, a predicted model, not a curated record